AUGUGUGAUUACAGGUGUCCGUGGAGUUGUUGUGUGACAGACAGACUUUUCAGGGAAAACACAACAUUACAUCUAUUCUCUCCAGAAAGAGUGCCUGUGACAGACCAAAGCAACACCUGCACUGAAGUCCAAGUUGCCAUAACUGUGUCGCCUGAUGAAGAGCAGAAUCUGAAUCAUUAUGUACAAGUUUUACAGAACCUGAUAAUGAGUGUUCCCACCAGGGAUCAGGGCUCCGACAAAAAGUCAGAGGUCUCAAGAACUGUGGAAAUCGCAGAACCGAGGUCGUCGCCUGACCUGAUGUUGAUACACACCCCUGACGAAGUUACCUCUGAACACGAUGUUCUGAUCAGGCCAGUCAGCGAGGAUAAGACGACUUUCCCUUCUAGCGGCUUCACGCUGGGGAUGGACGGGCAAAAAGAAACCGAAAGCACGGCGUUCUGGUCCAUCCGGCCAAAUAACGUUUCUAUUGUUUUACACUCGGAUGAACCUUAUAUUGAAAAAGAUGAGCCGGAGCCGGAGCCGGAGCCGGAGCUGGAGGUGGAGCCAGAAGCUAGACAUAUAGUGCCUGAGCCUGAACCUGAACCUGAGCCUGAGUUUGAGUCGGAGCCGGAGUCUGAGUCCCACUCAGAGGCAGAGGACAGUCUUGAGCCAGACUCACGGCAAAACAGGAUGAAAACGGAGUCCUCGAGGAUGCCAUCCCUGAUCAUCCAUCCGUGGCUGGGAAGUACGCGUGUCACCUUAACAACAAGGGCCAGCACCAUGGAUGUCUCCACAGACACUGAGGACGUGCCCCAGCUCUCAGGCCUGUUGGAAAACGAGGACAUCGAAGAAAUCGCUGAACACGGCUCCCAGAAUUUGAGAUAUGAGGAGAUUUUGGGAAAAAUUUACGAUAUUCACUCAGAGAUUCUGCGGGGGCCUCUUGGUGACAGCAACAACCCCGAGUACAAGGAGUACAUCAAGGCCUCCAGGGAGCAUCUGAAACGGAGCCUGGCCCUGGCCGCAGCCGCUGAGCACAAGUUACAACAGAUGUACACAUCUCGCAUCUUCCCAGAGGACCAGAUGAUCGAUUCAGCCGAUGACAUGGAAACGGUUAUCGACGUGCUGUACAAUUCCAGGUCCAAGUUGUCGGAGUAUUUGAAUAUAAAGCAUAUACCAACAGAGCUGAGACAAAAGACCACUGCUGUGACUGGUGUGUUGAAAAGACUAUUAUGUGUAGAUCAGAUAGAAAUACAACACCUCAUUAGGAAGCUGUUAAGCAAUAAUUUGAAAAUCCUAAAUAUCCUUGAUAUUCCGUGAUCAAACUCAUUUAAGUUAAGGGCUCGUUCACAGGAAAAUAAGCAUAUUAGUGAUUUCAAAAGUUGCCUAAAAUAUUUUCUAUUAUUAUUCCAUGUGCUAACAUCCGUAUGUGUCAUGUCAUAAGAUAUUUUCAUAUGCACUAAA
Molecule: messenger RNA, 1440 nt
Organism: Cricetulus griseus (Chinese hamster)
Lineage: Eukaryota; Metazoa; Chordata; Mammalia; Rodentia; Cricetidae
Source: RefSeq, a predicted model, not a curated record